AUGCGUUUCUGCUCUGCAAUGGUCCUCGCCGUCGGUACUGCUUUAGUCUCUGCCACGGCCAUUGGCGCUGUCGCUGAGGAAUGUAACUUAUUUUGCUGGUCUGAUGAUCAAUGCGACACAUGUCCGCUGUCUGGAUAUUUCCGGGUUUGCAUCAUUCCUUUCUGCUUUUAUAUAGCGGUUGGCACUGACGCGCGAGUUACUGUUACUAGUGAUUGGUCGACUCAAUGUGCAUCAGGACAUCAUCGGUCCACUUCCAAACUCGGUGUGAUGAUGAGUAGGUACAGAUGGCAUGUGCGCUGCCAUUUCAUUCUGUCACAAGUGCCUACAACGUAUAUCCGCAAAAUGGUAAUCUUGCACUUUGUCCUGUCAUUGGCGUGCUGGGGCGAUCAUCUUACGGUGGAAUCAAUAGACUCAGAUGCUCACGAUUUAGCCGGUGAAGCAGUUUGA
This is a messenger RNA of Suillus bovinus, 447 nucleotides long. RefSeq lists its product as uncharacterized. The record is from RefSeq and is a predicted model, not a curated record. The coding region runs from base 1 to 447 and encodes 148 amino acids. NCBI's taxonomy places the organism in Eukaryota, Fungi, Basidiomycota, Agaricomycetes, Boletales, Suillaceae. The transcript is spliced from 5 exons.